Messenger RNA from Seminavis robusta, 543 nucleotides. NCBI's taxonomy places the organism in Eukaryota, Bacillariophyta, Bacillariophyceae, Naviculales, Naviculaceae. The record is from the annotation of a GenBank genome assembly.
AUGACGGCCUUUGUUACACCGUUCUUGGAGUCCUUUGCUUCGGCUGGUCUCUCUGUUCAGCUAUGCAUUCUUGUGGGUCUUGUUGUCGUUGUUAGAACCGCCAAGGAGAUCCUGGAGAGUAUCUAUGUGUACUUCCUCCGUCCUGCCAAGGACCUCAAGAAGCUCGGAGAAUGGGCCCUUGUCACUGGUGCCACGGAUGGCAUUGGCAAGGCCUAUGUGUACGCAUUAGCCAAGCGAGGAAUCAGCGUUGUCAUGGUCAGUCGCACAGAAAGCAAGCUCCAAGCAUUGAAAGAGGAAAUGGAAGAAAAGAAGUACGACGGAGUCUCCUUCAAGUACGUCGUCGUCGAUUACUCCAACUUUGAUGAAACAGUUCGCAACCACUUGUACAAUGAGACCAAGGAUUUGGAUAUUGGUGUUCUCGUCAACAAUGUCGGCAUGAGUUACCGUUAUCCACGAUACUUUCACGAACUCAAGUCGGAGGAGGUGGAUCAGUUGACGGAAUUGAACAUUAGCAGCACCACCUGGAUGACCAAACUCUACGUC